CUGUGAUUUUAUUUUGCCUUUCUGUUAAAGAACUGUUGUAUCACAAAAAACUGUAUGUCUCCUUUAUUCUGAUUGUGUGUUUUCUUUUUUCAUACCUACUGUAGAUAACAUACACACAUAUGCAUAUAUGUGUGGGCAAAAGUAAACUUCACCUUCUGUGCUUUUUAGCCAUUGCACUAUGCCUCGAUCAUUCUUAGUGAAGCGCCACCGGACUGUCGUAAAACUCACAGGAUGGGGGCACCUGGUUGAUGCUGAAAGAGGGGACCUGUAUGUUCCAGACUCCAUGUUCUUCCCGCACAAGACUGACAAACCAACAGCAUCUCCAUUAGUUCCUGAGGGUGCAUUUCCCUGCCGUGCAUGCAGGAAAUGCUUUCCUCUUCAACGCAUGUUAACGCGUCACCUGAAAUGUCACAGCAUCCAGAAAAGGCAUCGCUGUCCCUGCUGUUCGAAAGGGUUCAAUGACACCUUUGACCUCAAGCGGCACAUGAGAACUCAUACAGGGAUACGCCCUUACAAGUGUCCUGCAUGUGACAAGUCUUUUACACAGCGCUGUUCUUUAGAGUCCCACUUACGCAAGAUCCAUGGGAUUCUACAAAGUUACGCCUACCGCCAGCGCCGGUCCAAGAUCUAUGUGUGUGAGGAGUGUGGCUUCACAUCUCCCAGUGCAGACAACUACACACUUCAUGUUGUGGAGAUGCACCCAAACAAUCCAAUGCUCUCAAAAAGCUUACGAAAAAGGGGAACAGGCACAUUAAGAGAGGAAAUUUGUAUCUUGCAUCACACUACACCUUACUACAUGUGAAAACUUUUUUACAUAUAGCUCCAAUCUCUGCAGAAUAAAAACAUUCAGGAAAAGGACCAAGUAUUUAUUUACAGAAAACAAUAUAAUACAUAUCUAAAAAUAUAAAAACAUUUUUCAGAAUUCAGACACUAUAACAUAUCCUGAAAAAACAUAAGGCUAAUUAAGCCGCCAGCAAUCACUCUGUCCAGCGAUGACCACAGUGUGGUGCUGUACACACAUAAUACAGUCGCAUGGCAUCCUACAAGACAAAGCAAAAUGGUCUGUGUACAAAUAUUAAACAAUAUUCAAAUGCCAAUAAACAUGUAAUGCUUGUAGCAAGUGGUGUUUGUAUUUCAAUAAAAACAUAUAAAGUGUG
Messenger RNA from Xenopus laevis (African clawed frog), 1157 nucleotides. RefSeq names its product putative transcription factor ovo-like protein 3 (gene ovol3.L). The transcript is spliced from 4 exons. NCBI's taxonomy places the organism in Eukaryota, Metazoa, Chordata, Amphibia, Anura, Pipidae. Bases 179 to 802 code for a protein of 207 amino acids. The record is from RefSeq and is a predicted model, not a curated record.